Molecule: messenger RNA, 4485 nt
Organism: Rattus norvegicus (Norway rat)
Lineage: Eukaryota; Metazoa; Chordata; Mammalia; Rodentia; Muridae
Gene: Prickle1
Product: prickle planar cell polarity protein 1
Exons: 8
Coding region: 629-3124 (831 amino acids)
Cellular component (GO): nuclear membrane; cytosol
Molecular function (GO): zinc ion binding
Source: RefSeq, marked validated
UUUGCUUUUGCCCCCGUUUACUGAUAAAAACAAAUCUCCGGCUCUAAGCCGCAGGAAUUGCUUUUAAAUGCGAGAAAGUCUUAAGGGGGAGAAUUCGUAUGCUAAUGAGCCUUUCCAAGUGAGAACUGGGUGGAACGCGCCAUUUGCUGGCAUUGUUAUGGACAGCCUAGAGAUGAUUCGUGUAUUGCUGUAGCCCUGUGGGGCUGGGGGUGUAAAGCCCAGCCUAGCUCCUCCCCAGCCCAGCGUGUGGGGCCGUGAGUUCGAGGCUCAGCACCGCCCCCUCGCACACUCGCGUGCACCUGCGGGCGGGGGAAGUUUACAGAAGCUUCCAGGGGCGUCUGCAGCGCGCUGGCCACAGUUCUGUGCCACCGGGGAUGGAGUGCGGCGGGCGGCGGAGCUCCGGCGUCUGGGUAACUUUUCUAGGAAUGCCGUGCUCGGGCGGGCCCGGGUGGACACCUGCCAGAGGACGGUCAGCGUGACAGUUCCUGGAAAGCUAGCGGAGCGACCGCAACCGGCGGCCCCGAGCCGGAGCCGAGCUGGAGGUGGAGCACGGAGCGGAGGCGAACACAAACGCCACUGUCUUUGGAUGUCCUGUGACUGAGAAGCCAGAGUUUUGAACCUCAUUAUUAUGCCUUUGGAGAUGGAGCCCAAAAUGAGCAAACUGGCCUUUGGGUGCCAGAGAAGUUCCACAUCAGACGACGAUUCCGGGUGCGCCCUGGAAGAGUAUGCCUGGGUCCCACCGGGCCUCAGGCCUGAGCAGAUCCAGCUCUAUUUCGCAUGCUUGCCAGAGGAAAAGGUUCCUUACGUUAACAGCCCUGGAGAGAAACACCGGAUUAAACAGCUUUUGUACCAGUUGCCACCACACGAUAACGAGGUGAGGUACUGCCAGUCUUUAAGCGAAGAGGAGAAGAAGGAAUUGCAGGUGUUCAGUGCUCAGAGGAAGAAAGAAGCUCUCGGAAGAGGAACCAUUAAACUCUUGUCCAGAGCAAUGAUGCACGCAGUGUGUGAGCAGUGUGGGUUGCAGAUGAACGGAGGGGAGGUCGCAGUGUUUGCCUCCCGUGCGGGUCCUGGAGUGUGCUGGCAUCCAUCCUGCUUUGUCUGCUUCACGUGUAAUGAACUACUGGUCGACCUCAUCUAUUUCUAUCAGGAUGGAAAAAUCCACUGUGGCAGGCACCAUGCCGAACUGCUCAAACCUCGGUGCUCAGCCUGUGACGAGAUCAUUUUUGCGGACGAGUGCACAGAGGCCGAGGGCCGCCACUGGCACAUGAAGCAUUUCUGCUGCCUAGAAUGUGAAACGGUCCUGGGAGGGCAGAGAUAUAUCAUGAAGGAUGGCCGCCCCUUCUGCUGCGGCUGCUUCGAGUCUCUCUACGCGGAGUACUGCGAAACCUGUGGCGAGCAUAUUGGUGUGGACCAUGCCCAGAUGACCUAUGACGGACAACAUUGGCAUGCCACCGAGGCCUGCUUUUCCUGUGCUCAAUGUAAGGCCUCUUUGCUGGGAUGCCCCUUCCUCCCAAAACAAGGUCAGAUCUACUGCUCCAAGACCUGCAGCCUUGGGGAAGACAUCCACGCCUCCGAUUCCUCUGACUCUGCCUUCCAGUCAGCCCGAUCGAGAGACUCCCGGAGAAGUGUGAGGAUGGGCAGAAGCAGCCGCUCUGCUGACCAGUGCAGGCAGUCUCUCCUUCUGUCUCCCGCUCUGAACUACAAGUUCCCGGGUCUUUCUGGCAGUGCUGACGACACUCUCUCUCGGAAGCUGGACGACGUGAGCCUCUCCGGGCAGGGAGCGGGCUUUGCUCAUGAGGAAUUCUGGAAAGCCAGAGUGGAUCAGGAAGCCUCUGAAGACCCUGAAGAAUGGGCUGAGCACGAAGAUUAUAUGACACAGCUCCUCCUCAAGUUUGGUGAUAAAAACCUCUUCCAGCAGCCGCCCAGCGAGGUGGACAUGAGAGCCAGUGAGCACUGGAUACCCGACAACAUGGUUACGAAUAAGCCGGAGGCAAAGCAGAAUCACCAGAGCCUUGCGAGUAAAAAGUAUCAGUCGGAUAUGUACUGGGCCCAGUCCCAAGACGGGCUGGGUGACUCCGCCUACGGCAGCCACCCAGGCCCUGCCAGCAGCCGAAGGCUGCAAGAGCUAGAUCUGGACCACGGUGCUGCGGGGUAUAACCAUGACCAAACCCAGUGGUAUGAAGACUCCCUGGAGUGCCUGUCUGACUUGAAACCAGAGCAGAGUGUCCGGGAUUCUAUGGAUUCUCUGGCGUUGUCCAACAUCACAGGGGCAUCCGUGGACGGAGAAAGCAAGCCAAGGCCAUCAUUAUACUCUCUCCAAAACUUCGAGGAGAUAGAGGCAGAAGACUGUGAGAAAAUGAGCAAUAUGGGAACUCUGAAUUCUUCCAUGCUGCACAGGAGCGCAGAGUCCUUAAAAAGUCUGAAUUCAGAACUGUGCCCAGAAAAAAUUAUACCGGAGGAAAAACCAGUGCACCUGCCGGUGCUCAGAAGAUCCAAGUCUCAGUCCCGACCACAGCAGGUCAAGUUUUCAGAUGACGUCAUCGACAACGGAAGCUACGACAUCGAAAUCCGGCAGCCUCCAAUGAGUGAAAGGACUCGGAGACGAGUGUAUCACUUUGAAGAGAGGGGAUCCAGGCCUCACCACCAUCGCCACCGGAGAAGCAGAAAGUCGCGGUCCGACAACGCCCUGAACCUGGUCACAGAAAGGAAGUACUCCGCCAAGGACAGACUUCGGCUGUACACCCCCGAUAACUAUGAGAAAUUCAUACAGAGUAAGGGCGCCCGGGAGCUCCAAGCAUACAUGCAGAAUGCCAACCUCUACGGCCAGUAUGCCCACACCACAUCGGAUUAUGCCCUGCAGAACCCAGGAAUGACCAGGUUCCUGGGGCUCUACGGGGACGACGAUGACUCCUGGUGUUCAUCCUCCACUUCCUCCUCCGACUCAGAAGAAGAAGGCUAUUUUCUUGGACAGCCAAUCCCUCAGCCUCGGCCACAAAGAUUCACCUACUAUACGGAUGACCUUUCUAGUCCGGCUUCUGCACUGCCCACCCCACAGUUUAAUCAGAGGACAACUAAAUCCAAGAAGAAAAAGGGACACAGGGGCAAAAACUGUAUCAUUUCUUAACCAAGUAGACAGGGAGAUUGUCUAAAACUUAGUCAUUUAGCCUGGACUUUGACCUUGUAUUCGUCAUAGGAAAGUCGCUAAAAUAGUGUAAAGUGCUUUCUUGGCCUAUAUAAAUGAGAGCCCCACUGUGUUUACAGCCAGGUUAACACACAAAAGGGGUGGUUUCUCCAGUCUCGGUGCCAUAGUAACACAGUCUCGUGCCCCCAUGGCAGGUCAAUUACAGUCUCCAGUCCACAAGAGAAUACUCCAGAAACUGCCGGCAGGUGAUUGGACAGAGCGUGUGCUAGAAGAUGGAUAGCCACCUUUGUAAGCAAUAGUGCUUGUCGUUAAUUCAGUCAGGUUGGCUCAGGUCCUGACUGGUGUCUUGUGAGGCAUGCACGUGUCACCAUGACGACCUAGCUAACACUGUGUGCUCCAUUGUGUAAGGCGAACUUGUUCUCCUUCAGCCCUUAUUAGCCAGGUAAACAUAUUGUAUCCCUCCCAGCUACAGACCGAAAGGACUUGCUAUUUAUAUGUAGUGUUUCAUAGACCUAAGUGUAUUCCUAAUUUAACGGUGCAAAUAUUGAUGUAUAUACUGUACAGCUCAGAUUUUAAAGCUGAUAUUUUUAUAUCCCUGAACUGCAAGGUGUUUGUUACACUGCCGUGCUCGAUUUGCUAGGAAACCAGAAACAGCAUCCAUGGAUGAGAUGACUGCUUGUAUUUUAGUCAGGGCUUAGAAGUUUAGACAGUCGAUUUAUAUUGCUUAGUGAUGGAAAGUUGGUUUUUUUUUUUCCUUCCUUCAAUAUUAAAAAAAGGCUCUGUAUGCAUGGUGGGGCUAUGUACAUACUCGGUACUGAGCCCUGUUAAUCUCACAAGUGUUAUUUAUGGUUCAAGCUUUGUAAACUGUAUAAAUGUAAAAAACAAACCCCACACAUACCUCUGGAGUAUAUGGUAAAACCGAGGAGAAGCUAUGAGGCGACCUUCCCCGUGCAGGGGGGAGCGGUCUCAGCAGGUGGUAACGUCCACACAAGGGGCUUUCUGUGGCAGUCUGUGUAGACUUACUAUGUACAGAGAGGUUAUUUCUUCUGCCCCUUUUCCUUCCAACUUCUUGUUGGCCUUUAAAAGCAAUUUUGAAAACUGGGUUUCCAGUUGCGGUUUUCUUUUGAGAUUUUUCAGGAAGAAUGAGCCGGAGUACUCCCAAGUUCAUGAGACUCUGGUUGAAUGGAGAGCCAUGUCAGAUUUGAACUAACGAGCGGGUAGUUUGGUCUGUGCUGUCCUUGCAUUUACAUCUCGGUCCUAACUAAAGGUCCUGGUGUCAUCCUGGGCCUUUCAGGGAGGUGUUUAAUAAAGGCUUAAUAAAUGAUAAACUACCUUUCCGAGUC